Molecule: messenger RNA, 3310 nt
Organism: Diospyros lotus (date-plum)
Lineage: Eukaryota; Viridiplantae; Streptophyta; Magnoliopsida; Ericales; Ebenaceae
Product: DNA topoisomerase 1
Exons: 17
Coding region: 379-3141 (920 amino acids)
Biological process (GO): DNA replication; DNA topological change; chromosome segregation
Cellular component (GO): chromosome; nucleolus
Molecular function (GO): DNA topoisomerase type I (single strand cut, ATP-independent) activity; DNA binding
Source: RefSeq, a predicted model, not a curated record
GGCGAUAUCUGUAAAAGACGACACACCGAGAAAGAAACAGACUCGCGUAUUUGUGUUUGUGUUUGUGUUUGUGUUUGUGUUUCGUGUUUUCCCCUUCCUUUAUCUAUCCUCUCGCCAGUCGGGGUGGUUUGGGUUCAUCUCUUGUGGACUCUCUCAGCUCUCGCCCUAGCCCCCCCCGCCCCCUUUCUCCCUCUCUCAUCGCCGCCGCCGCCGCCAAUCGUCUGUCAGAUUUUCAGAUCACAAUCUCACAGAUCCAAGCCCUAUCUCCCCGUCGGUUCUCGCUCUUCUUCCUCCGGAUUCUAGGGUUUGCAGCUGGCUUAGAGUGAGGUGUCGAGGCAUCCGGCGGAAAAGUAAUAUUAUAUACAUGCCAACUGGACAAUGGCGGUUGAGGCUUGCAUGAAUUCUAAAAUGAUGGAUGAUAUGGAUGAUGAUGAUAAACCCUUAGUUUUUAAGCGCAGUAGCACUGCAUCAAGACCAAAUCAAUUGAACUCAGAAGCAAAGAAGCCAGCAUCUCAGAGGCGUGAUGGACAGUCUGGGAAACAGGUCUCUGAAGUACGCUCUCCCAAUGUUCAAAACUCCAUUUCACAGAAGGGUAAGGUUGUUCCGUCCAUCAAGGUAUCACAGGUAAAAUCUCCUGCAGCAAGCCCAAAAGCGUCAACUUCUUCUGCCAAGGCAUCAGCAGUCAAAUUGCCUUCACCUAGCCCAAAGCCCUCAACUUCACCUGUGAAUUUGCCCACGGCAAAUUCUAAAGUGUCAACUUCAGCAGCUGAUCAGUUAAAACAUUCAUCACAACCAAAUACAAAAUCUGUUAAGCAGGAGAAACAGUUGAUGAAAUCUGCUGGUGAACCUCAUAGUGAUUCUGAAGAUUCAGAAGAUGAUAAACCAUUGAGUGCUAGGCUCCCAGCUAGGGUGUCAAAGGGUAAUGCCAAUCAUGGCAACAGAGGGCGAAAUACUUCUAGCUUGGGUUCACAACUGCUUCAAAAACCAAGAAUCAAAGAUGAAGACUCAGAUGAUGAAAUUCCUUUGUCCUCAAAGUUCCAAUUUAAGCCAAAUGCAGGACCAUCUACCUCAAGAUCCUCUGAGUUUGAUGGAAAAAAACCAGUUUUAUCGAAACUUCAACAAAAUGGCUCCUCAACAAAAGAGGGCCAACUUAAAAAAUCUGCUACUGGAUUGAAUAAGAGACCUCUUGUUGAAGCCAAAUCCUCAAGUCAAUCUUCAGUUAAAAGACCAAAGCUUGAAGGUGGAUUGUCUUCUCCAAUUACUGGAAAGCAAGUAUCUGUAAAAGAAGAACAAAAACACUAUGAUGACGAUGAUGAUCAUGUUCCCAUUUCCCAGAGAUUGAAGAAGCCAAGUACAUCAGCUAAUAAACCAUUGCCUGCAAAACAGAAAGUAACAAAAGUUGUAACGUCUUCAUUCAAAAAAUCAAGCAAGAAGUCCCAGAAAGUGAUGAAAAAAUCAAAAUACUCGAAGUCACUAAAGGUGCCCCCUGGCUCUGGUGAAGGGCAGAAAUGGACUACCUUGGUUCACAAUGGUGUCAUUUUCCCACCUCCAUACAAGCCUCAUGGGGUUAAGAUGCUCUAUAAGGGGAAGCCAGUUGAUUUGACUUCUGAACAAGAAGAGGUUGCAACGAUGUUUGCAGUGAUGUUAGAUACUGAUUAUAUGAACAAAGCUAAAUUCAAAGAGAAUUUCUUUAAUGACUGGAGAAAGAUACUUGGUAAAAACCAUGUAAUUCAGAGGCUGGACGAUUGCGAUUUCACCCCAAUCUAUGAGUGGCACCAGAGAGAAAAGGAUAAGAAGAAGCAGAUGAGUUCAGAAGAGAAGAAGACCUUGAAAGAAGAGAAACUGAAACAAGAAGAGAAAUACAUGUGGGCCAUUGUUGAUGGUGUCAAAGAGAAGGUUGGAAACUUCAGAGUUGAACCGCCUGGGUUGUUUCGUGGCCGUGGAGAGCACCCAAAGAUGGGUAAGCUGAAAAACCGAAUUCGGCCUAGUGACAUUACAAUAAAUAUUGGAAAGGAUGCUCCAAUUCCAGAAUGCCCUAUCCCUGGCGAAAGCUGGAAGGAAAUAAGGAAUGAUAAUACCGUCACAUGGCUAGCUUAUUGGAAUGACCCAAUUAAUCCAAAGGAAUUCAAAUAUGUGUUCUUGGCUGCUAGCAGUUCCUUGAAAGGACAAAGUGACAAGGAGAAAUAUGAGAAAGCAAGGCUAUUGAAGGACUACAUACAAGGCAUCAGAGCAGCUUACACCAAAGAUUUUACCAAUAAGGAUAUAACAAAACGUCAAAUAGCUGUUGCUACCUAUCUUAUUGAUAAACUGGCUCUCAGGGCAGGCAAUGAGAAGGAUGAUGAUGAAGCUGAUACUGUUGGUUGUUGCACGUUGAAAGUAGAGAAUGUAGAGCCAGUACCUCCAAACACUUUGAAGUUUGACUUCCUUGGUAAAGAUUCAAUUAGAUACCAAAAUGAUGUUGCAGUUGAACUUCCUGUGUUUAAGGCAAUUCAGCAGUUCCGAACUGGAAAGAGAGGCAGUGAUGAUCUUUUUGACAAGCUAGAUACCAGCAAACUAAAUGCUCAUCUGAAGGAACUUAUGCCUGGCCUCACAGCCAAAGUUUUCCGUACCUAUAAUGCAUCUAUCACUUUGGAUGACAUGUUGAGUAGGGAAACAAGAGGUGGAGAUGUUCCUGAGAAGGUUGUAGUUUAUCAGCAUGCAAACAAAGAGGUUGCUAUCAUUUGUAAUCAUCAGCGUACGGUAUCAAAGACUCACUCAGCACAGAUAUCAAGGUUGAAUGAGAAGAUCGACGAAUUGAAGGCCGCUCUGGACGAGCUUAGAACAGAUUUAGCUCGGGCGAAGAAAGGGAAGCCCCCUUUGAAGGGUGCUGAUGGGAAGCAGAAGAAGAACCUGAACCCAGAAGCGUUGGAGAGAAAGAUUGCCCAAACCACAGUGAAGAUCGAGAAAAUGGAGCGGGAUAAGGAAACCAAAGAAGACUUGAAAACAGUCGCGUUGGGCACCUCGAAGAUCAACUAUCUCGACCCUCGCAUCACAGUCGCCUGGUGCAAGCGACACGAAGUCCCGAUCGAGAAGAUCUUCAACAAGUCUCUUCUGGCGAAGUUCGCUUGGGCAAUGGACAUCGAUCCAACCUUCAGAUUCUGAGUUCUUACUAUCAUCACACUCUGUUAGUCUUUCCAACAUAUUUCCCUUUUCUUUCCUUUUCUUCUUCUUUUAAUGUUUCAGAGGAAAGCUUUUUAACUGUUGUAUUCAGCACCUGAAUGGCUGCAGCCUCAAAUUAUUAUUAUUGGGGGAUGUAUUGUCCCUUCACACC